GAGGGAGUAGGUACCUACUGGCACUGGCAAUAAUACGUGUUAUUUUCAAGUUUUGAUUAGGUAUACAUAGGUGACAUUGGCAUGCGAUACUGUGUGUGUUUUUUGGGAACUUUUCUUUCGUAUGGUUUCAGUUGCUUGUUCAGGGAAGGGCGCGCGCCCCUCACGCCCCCCUGGAACCGCCACUGACUACUGAAAAAAGGUUUGAACCCUGGAAUAUUCCAUUGUAGCCUUGACUCCUGCUCGGCCUGCUCCUGACCUGACAUUCCUGACACUUCUGACAGCCUGACCUGACAUCGACGUGAACAAUUUUCGACAUUCGACAUCAUCAACAAUUAAGCCCAAUUUCAAAAAAUGUAUUUCGUAGCUAUUUGAAAAUUAAAAUGUAAUUUGAACUCAUUUGAAGCCUCAAAUUAAUCUAACAGCAUUCCCACCACAGAAAAAUGGGAACAAGAAGGGUCAAUAUGAGGGAAUUGGAGGCAGCUGCAAAAGCAUCAGCUACUGCUAAAGUUACAAAUACUCUAAAUAGACCAGGACAAUUGGAAAAAAUUGAACAGAUCAAGCAAGGUUUUGUACGGAAAAAGGCAUCUAAAGAAGCACUACUAAAAUCAGCUAUGCAACAACAGUUAGAUGGUGUGCGUAUUGGCUUAAACCAGUUACAUCAUUGUUUGGAAGAUGUCUCAGAAAUCAAUAUCAGCAUGAAGAAGAUGUUUGAAUUAUUCACUGAUGUUCCUGAUCUAUGCAAAAGGUUGAAUGACAUAAAGGAGGAAAAUAUGAGACAUUCACAGUAUGUGACUGCUAGAGAAAACCUCAAACACAUAUUCACAGUUCCAGAAAGUGUAGAAAAAACAAAACUUUUGAUCAAUGAAGGAAAACUGCUACAUACACAUCAGUGUUUGAGAGAUUUGGAAAAUUCUAGAGAUGAUUUACUUUUUGAGCUCCACAAACUGCCCAACCAAAAUCCAUAUGAAAACUCCAUGAUGAAAGCUUACUUUGCAGAUGUUCAGGUUUUAUCCAACCUGUUAGAGAAACAGCUGACAUUCAUUCUCUCAAGAACUCUAAACACUGUUAGAAAAGACCCCACAGUAAUUGUAACUGCUCUAAGAAUAAUUGAAAGAGAGGAAAAAGCUGAUGAAGAGUCUUUGAAACAACAUAAACAAACAGGAUUUUUACCAAUAGGAAGGCCAAAAAAGUGGAAGGAAAUGGCUUUCCAGAUCCUAGAGAAAUCAGUUUCUUCCAAAAUAGAAGGGACCCAAGUGGAAGAGAGAGAGGACAAUAAACACUGGUUGAUAAGGUAUCUUGAGCUUAUCAGGAUGACACUGUUGGAAGAUUUGAGAGUAGUUAAAACUUUGUGUGUGCCAUGUUUUCCUCCAAGUUAUAACAUCAUGGAUAAAUUCAUCCAGAUAUAUCAUGGAUGUCUCUCUAUACAUUUACAAGAAAUCAUACAGAAUGGUUUGAAGGGUAAUGAGAAUGUAACCAUUUUGUCUUGGGUCUUGAAAACAUACAAAUCCAGGGAUAUGUUAGGUCAUCCUGAUUUAAUGACACAUACAGAAAAUCUUCCUCCUCUUCUACCAACAGCUGUCAUAGAUAGCUUGGAAGAAGAAUAUCUCAAGACAAUUGAGCAAAAUUAUAUGGAAUGGAUGCAGAACACUCUGAAAUCUGAAAAAGAAGAAUGGCGAUCAUAUACUGAACCUCAUUCAGAGUCAUACUCAAGGACUGCUGCACCCAUUAUAAUUUUUCAAAUGAUUGAUCAAAAUCUUCAAGUAGCAAAAACAAUUAGUGAGGAAUUAACAAUAAAGUCCCUCAAUUUGAGUAUAGAGCAAGUUAUAUUAUAUGCAGAUUCUUUUCGGGAAGGCAUUAUUGAGUUCAAAAACAAAUAUUUUGAGGAUAGGAAACAAGUAGUAUACUACACCCAGUACAUGAUUGUUAUAUUGAACAAUUGCCUACAAUUGCAAGAAUUAGGUUCACAAUUAGAAAAACAGUAUACCAAUACAUCAUCCCAUGAUCUUAGUAGGAAUUUCAACAGGUUGAGGUAUACUUAUAUUACUCUUAGAAAUGACUCAGUCCAAUACUUACUAGAAGAACUAUUCAUUGAUUUGGAUCAGCAUUUUGACAAACUGUUCACAUCUCAGUGGUAUGAACUGAAUCCAGCAGAUACAAUUUACGUCACUAUAGAAGACUACUUCCAAGAUUACAGGAAACUGGUAGAGUCCAAUUAUAAAUAUGUGGUUGAACAAGUCCUGAGCAUAGUAGGGAAACGCUAUCUUACUGCAAUGCUCUCUAAGAGAAUAUCUUUCAAAACAUAUGAGGAAUGUACAAAGGCUGCUCAGAGGAUCAUGGAGGAAGCUUGGAGAUUCAAUAAUUUGUUUGCUAAUUUGUACAAUGAAUUUCAGUGUGAGAAUCAUUUUGAUGCUGUAAUAAUGCUAGCAGAGGUACUCAAAAGUGAUGAUGACAUGUUAUCUUUUGAGCUCCAUAGGGUGGUAGAAAAAUAUCCAGAUAUUACUGAAGAUCACUUACUCAGGCUUCUGAGUUUCAGAGGUGACUUGUCCAAGUCUGAUAUUAAGGACAAAGUAUUACAUGUGGAUAAGCCUAAAGUCUUGCAUAGAAGUACUGUUUUCAAAACACUGGUUUUCCCUAAAUUAGUUAAUAUAAAUUUGAAUUUUUAGUGCAGAUGUAUAACAUUAAAAGAUGGAAACUGCUUUUAUAGUGAUUGUAUAUGUUAUUAUUAGUUGCUCGUUUGUCAAUUAGUUCAAAAUCAUUUCUUAAAAUCAUAAUAUUCUUCACAGCACUUCAGGUUUUCGUUCAUGAAUACCAUUGUUACUAAAUAAAAAUACUGGUGGCAUGUUGGGAGACUCCCACCUUUGUUACACACUUAAAAAAAGUGUAUAUUUUCGAUUUCAUAUGUAAUUAUUAUUAUAUGAACUCAGUUACAUAACUGAUGAGUCCUAUUUUUAAAUAAAUAGUUAUAUUACAGCUUUUAUGGCAUUUCUUUUUCAUCCUCAAAAUCUCAAUAUGUUCCCCUUAUUUUCUCACCCAUGCACUGCAUGUGGAUAAAAUAUUGAGCAGAAAAUAACAGAUUUUUCAGAAAACUAGAAUCAUUGAGAUACUAAAAAAUUAUUAAGUCAAACAUGGUCAAACAAACAACGAGGAUGUAGAAUACCUAAAAAAAAAAAAACAACACUUAACUUGUUUUCACAUCUUCCUGAAGAAACUGUGGAGUGUCUUUUGUCCCUCAGACUUUGUCCGUUUCAAUCCAACUGAUCGGCAAGGCCCUAGACGUUUUCUUUUUUGAAUACUGGUUUCUAUAGUGCUCUUUGAAGGGUUUGGCUGUGAAUUGCUCAUUACUUUGGCAUCUCU
Phaedon cochleariae (mustard beetle) is the source of this 3354-nucleotide messenger RNA. NCBI's taxonomy places the organism in Eukaryota, Metazoa, Arthropoda, Insecta, Coleoptera, Chrysomelidae. The record is from the annotation of a GenBank genome assembly.